Pseudomassariella vexata is the source of this 933-nucleotide messenger RNA. RefSeq lists its product as uncharacterized. Bases 1 to 933 code for a protein of 310 amino acids. Lineage: Eukaryota; Fungi; Ascomycota; Sordariomycetes; Amphisphaeriales; Pseudomassariaceae. The transcript is spliced from 3 exons. The record is from RefSeq and is a predicted model, not a curated record.
AUGCCAGGAUCAGCAAGUUUGAGGCCGCCGUUGGGGGACGCACUCCACAACCGCAUAGCCUCUCUCGAGAAGAAUGUCGAGGUAGCAGUCAGCAGCACGCUAGAGCAUCUCCUCGAUUUCGAGCGACAGACUCGACUGGAACAAGGCCAGAGCAACGCUCAAAUAUUAGCAGCUGUAAAUUCGACCAAGGUGUUUCUUACACUAAACCAGCUGCGGGAUAUCGUUGGAGUGGAUAGCCAGCUCGUCAACCUCGAUUUAGAAGUCGCCAUGCUGGAUGCGGAGCAAGACGCGUCCCCCACAAUGAAUGAAAUCCCAGGUGCUUCUGAUCAGAUGGGGGAACACCACAAUCUUCAAGAAGAGGCUGCCUCACUCUUAAUGCUUCUCUCGUGCUUACUCUAUCGAAGAUUGUCCAAAUCAGGGACAGUCCUCCCCUUAAUUCAUCUAUGCGGACAACACAAUGGUCCAGACGACCCUUUCAACCGGCCAAGUGGAAUGCUGCGUCAUAUAAGCGCCCAUUUACUCGAUGCUGAGCCUGAUCGCGUCGACCUCUCUGCCUUUAACCUGGAUACGAUCCAAGGCAUCCAGGGGUCAAAUCUUCAAUAUCUUCAACAUCUGUUUCGAACUCCAUUAAUGGCGGCGACCGGGCGAGUGGUUGUCCUAAUAAUAGACGAAAUCUCCUGGCUGGAAGAAACGCCCUGGGAUGAUGAGUUCGGGGUCGUGGCUCAGUUCUGGCGGAAUCUGGUAAGUGUCUUUAACCGUGGGAUUCCUGGGCAGACUGGCCCCGUGCUCAAGGUUCUUAUUAAAAAUCCUACUGUUAGCCGCUAUGCGGAGCAGUGGUUGCCAAACGACAGCUGUGUUCUCGACUUGGCGGAUGAAGGAUAUACAGAUGAGAUAAGUCUGGGUUUCGAGUCUGCGGUUGGUGUAGCGUACUAG